AUGUGUGUAUUAUGGAUUGUGGCUUCGGGGAUGAUGCAAUUCCCCAUCCCCAUCUGGAGGAUGGCGAAUAGAGGGGAAGAGGAGAAGAUGCGGAAAUCAUUCGAAGCAGGGUCUCCCCCACCUCAAGGUGGUUGGAGGUGCAUUCCGCUCACGCUGAGCUGCCAGGGCCUUGUCCUGUGGUUUGGGCUGAGCGAUUUGGACUUGCAGGGUUUCCGCACUGGGUCUGAAGAUAUGGGGCUGUGGGGAAUGCAGAGGGUGGAUUGCAAUGUGUGCACUGUUCAAGUGUUGCGGCGUACCCAGGUUGUUUGUGAGUGUGCGUGCGUGUGUGGGUGUGUGUCCCCAAUUCUGCACGAAGCAAGAGGACCCCGGACAAUUUGUUUUGACAUGGCGAUUUUUGUGUGUCGGUUUGUACACAGUCUGUAA
Molecule: messenger RNA, 423 nt
Organism: Ostreobium quekettii
Lineage: Eukaryota; Viridiplantae; Chlorophyta; Ulvophyceae; Bryopsidales; Ostreobiaceae
Source: the annotation of a GenBank genome assembly